GCCUGAGCAGAACAGUCAUGUUUUGGAAGGCAGUGUGUCUUGCUAUUUGCCUCCUAUUGGGAAUGGCUCUUGGGGGUAGAAGGAUGACAAAACUGGCAGACAAGAAACUGUGUGCAGAUGAGGAAUGUAGUCAUCCCAUCUCCAUUGCAGUAGCAUUGUCUGAUUACACCCCUCCAGACUGCCGUUUCAUACCCAUCAGACAGGGGCAAACUCUCUACAUCUUCUCCAAGCUGAAGGGCAGAGGCAGGCUUUUCUGGCAAGGAAGUGUACAAGGGGACUAUUAUGGAGAACAAGCUGCCAGGCUGGGGUAUUUCCCAAGUACUAUUGUGCAAGAGGAACAUUACUUGAUGCCAGGAAAAGUGGAGGUCUCAACAGAUGAAUGGGAUUUUACCUGCCACUGAAAAUGGAUAAAAACCAAGUUGCCACCGCUUUUAAAAAAAGAAGCAACACUGGCAUGCGUCUUUUAAAGAUUUUCAAAGAUAACAGCAUAUGAAAAUCGUUUUCUAUUCUGCUAUGUUCUACUGCAUAUGAAUAUACACAUCUGUAGAGGUAUUCUAUUACUUACAGAAAAACAAAGCUUGUAUCCUGCUGUGUAUGCUGCUGACUGCUGACUGAUUACAUUCCACAUCUAAUACAUAUAGAUUAUUAUCAGCUAAGCCUUAAUUAAAAAUAGAGUUAUUUAGAACUCAAACUCUUCAAGAAAACUUAUUGUACUGUUUUAAUAAAAUUGCAUAAAAUACAUAAUAAAGAUAUUCUUAAAUAA
This is a messenger RNA of Xenopus tropicalis (tropical clawed frog), 763 nucleotides long. It is a transcript of the gene mia, whose product is annotated as MIA SH3 domain containing. Lineage: Eukaryota; Metazoa; Chordata; Amphibia; Anura; Pipidae. Gene Ontology annotation, cellular component: extracellular region. The record is from RefSeq and is marked provisional.